This is a messenger RNA of Asterias rubens (European starfish), 1275 nucleotides long. Its product is annotated as regulator of G-protein signaling 9-binding protein-like. Gene Ontology annotation, cellular component: neuron projection. The transcript has 7 exons. The record is from RefSeq and is a predicted model, not a curated record. Bases 206 to 1036 code for a protein of 276 amino acids. Gene Ontology annotation, biological process: G protein-coupled receptor signaling pathway. NCBI's taxonomy places the organism in Eukaryota, Metazoa, Echinodermata, Asteroidea, Forcipulatida, Asteriidae.
CUCACUAUUAUGAAUAUUGAAUAAUCAUGUGCAUGUAAUAUUUUACAACGAUGGAUGUGUAGACUUAUUCAACGAUCACAAAAAAUCCAUGUGAAAGUUAAGCAGUUAAGGGUCAUGUGAGAUGAUUUUCAGCCUCUGAGAAAAGCUACAGUCCUUCAGUCCACAUUUACUGCCAUUCAGAUUACAUUCAGAAGUCCUCAUCAGAAUGGUCCAUGCACACAUUGAGGACACUGUUAUUCGCCGUCAUAGCAGUACACCAGUGCAGUCAACUAUGCACACAGAGAACAACGAUGAAGACAUAGAGCUGUGUGGAACAGACGAGUGUCAAAAUCUUGUCAAGGAGUUCAACACAGAGACGGCUCGAUACCAUGACUUAGUCUUAGCCCUCGGUGGCUCCAGUGACUCGGAGUACCUUCGCGAUGAACUCAAGAAGACAAGACACAAAGCCGGGGAGUUGGCAAGACGCAGCAAGCAAACACUCAUCCCACACCUCAAGGCGGAUUUUGAUUUCAAGUCGGAGCGUGGGGACUACGAGAGACUGUGGAAUAUGUUUCUAUCCUGUGCAGAGCUUUUUGAAGGUCACAUGCGGAAGGCCUUGGAGCUGGAGAAGGCAUUCCCAAUUCAUGCAGGUCCCCAUAUUCUGAUCAACACUGGUGUAAUGGAGCCCAUAGGGUUGGAUAACAUCCCAGUCAAUGUAGAGAAUCUUGAUAUACCCUCUGUGGAUAGAAUGGUGUUGGAGAGAGAGGACUUACGACACCUCGAGAGAGACAUCUUGCAGCUGCGCAACCUGAUCUCUGAGAUGCAUCGUCGUGUAGACAUCAAGCCCUGGAUGAUCGAGCCUUUAUUAGACUACAAGCUGGACUACGAGAAGUCACAGACAUCAUUGAGUGAUAUUGCUUCAUCUAAUGGCACUGAGACGGCGUACGACCCACAGCAGAGACGGAAGUGCAUCUGCCUGGUAUCCGUCGCUCUCCUUUCCCUGGUUGCCUUCACCAUCGUUCUGGUGGUCUGCCUUGUCAAGUUUGACAAGCCUUAAAAAAAGUUCAUUUCAUGAGCAAUUGUCGAUUUUUCACCGUCAACUAGAAGGCAAGUAUAAACACUUAAAAAAGUGUUUUAAUUUUCAGUCUUUUUAUAUAAUGCAAGCCUUUUGGGCUCUGAACUUUGUGUGUAUUGAUCACUAUGGAAUACUGUAAGUGCAUUUAUACAAUAUUUCUCACUAAAUGCUACUUAAAGGAACACGUUGCCUUGAAUCGAUCGAGUUGGUCUUUGAAAAGC